AUGUCGGAGCAACUCUGUCUUUCAAAACACGCACUGCACAGCGUCGACCUGCAACUGACCGAGCCCCAGGCCCGGAGGGAUGCCAUAGCGGGCUCGAUCGCGUUCCCCAUAUUGUCGCUCCCGGUCGAAAUCACAGCACUCAUUUUCACGCACUGCCUCCCCGACGACCCGCUCGAAUCCGGAUCCGAAAUCCCCGCACUCGUCUUGAGCGCUGUCUGUCGAGACUGGAGGGAGAUCGUGCUCGCACGCGCGCUUUUUUGGAGCUCUUGGUCGUUGGAUGUCGACCGGCCGGGCGGGGCUCGUGACACCACGUUCAUACAAAUGUGGCUGCGGAGAGCGCGGUCGAAUCUCAUCAACGUGCGCCUCUAUCAUCGCGAUUGUCCGGGUCAAGACGACGAGUGGAUAGACGAUCCAUGGUGGGACCGGGUGAAUGAGCGUUUGCCCGCUGCUCUCGACGUCGUGUUUGGACUGCAGGAACGAUUGGAGAGUCUUGAAAUAUCAUUCCCAUCAUCGACGUUGGCCAGAUAUCUCCCUGACGAAGUCCCCGCCGACGGGUUCCCUGUCCUGAAGCGGCUAGUGCUUGGGUCUGCGGCUGAAGCUGAGGGUGGAGGGAACCUCGCAGACCACGAACACUUUCCGAUUACGUAUUUUCGAGCUGCGCCCCAGUUGGAGUGUGCCACCCUGAUCAGAAGCGAGGACUGCACCUUUCUUGAUCUCUUCUUCAUCGAGCUUCCCUUCGAGCAACUGACGGACUUUGAAGGCACGAUGUUCAGUGCGUCGGGUGCGCUGGAGGUGCUUCGGACGACGCCAGAUCUUGUUCAGGCGACGUUCCAUCUCACGCGAGGAUCGCCUCUGUCACGGGGGGAGCCUUUCCUCCUCGCUCGAAUGAUUUCCUUGUCGCUUUGGUCUGCCGGGACGGGCGCGAGCCCCACUGACGUGCUUGAUUACCUUGUUCUGCCAGACUUGAAACUGCUCGCGAUGGGCAAGGAGACUCGGCCGAACGUUGAGCACCAGCCGUCCGUCGUAGAAAGGCUAGUUGAGCGGUCGGGUUGCUCCAUCACCCACCUCAGUUUGGCGUCCUGGCCUGCGCGGUCCGUUGUGUACACCCUUCUCCAUCUUCCGUCUCUCGAAAAUCUGGACCUCCAUGAAUACACGCAACCGCAAGCGGAGGAGGUCCUUCGAGCGCUCACGUGCUGGAUGAACGACACUUCCGCAGAGAGUAACCACCUCGGAAGCCGAUUGACUUGUUUCGCGCUGCAUUGCGAAAGGCGGCGCUUCGAUCGGCAGUUUUCGUACAACGCUAUGCUGGAUUUCCUCUACGCUGUGACCGACCGACCGGAGGGUGUGUUGACGCUGAGGUCUUUCGAGAUGGAGUGGACGGGGAUAUUCCCGCCGGCUGGACCCAGCCGAGAUGUCCUGAGCAAGCUGAGGGGGUUGACUGCACUUGGCUUAAACAUAGACUUGCACCCGUUUGAUAUCCACUCAGAGUAG
Molecule: messenger RNA, 1491 nt
Organism: Mycena citricolor
Lineage: Eukaryota; Fungi; Basidiomycota; Agaricomycetes; Agaricales; Mycenaceae
Source: the annotation of a GenBank genome assembly